AUACAAUUAUUAAUACAUUACUUUAUAAUUGAAAAGCAUGUUAACAAUCAGGUGUACAUGAUCCUGAAUGAUAAUUAUGAUAAAAACAUUCGAAACAAACAUUCUUUCUGCACCAAGAACAACAAAUAAAUGCUGUUUUGUUACAAUUACAAUGAGUUUUCAAAAGGUCCAAUGAAAAACACGCUUGGUUUACAUUUGUAAAAAAUUUUUUUGUAUCACAAAGUCCACUAGCAAACCAGGCAUAUUGUAUCAUUUGAUGAAAUAUUGGCGCUGAUAAUUGGUGAUGAACAAUUGAAUGGAUUUUUAAGCAAUCUUCUCGAGAAUGAAUUUCAUAAUUUUUGUCUAGCAGAUCAGCUGUGCUCUGUAAUCUUUUGAUAAAAUUUUUGACUUGUCUAUAGAAAUAAACAUCGCAUGGUUGAACUAAGGGAGUACAUUUUGGAGGUAUAAUUUUAGUUGUACAUGUAGGCAUUUUCUCUUCAUCUUGGAAUAUAUGAGCUAUAUGAACUGUAGAAACUUUGAAGUGAGAAAAAAAGGGAUAAUAAGAGUACUUUAAAUCUUAUUCACUAACCGUUACAAUGUGAACUACGCAUCUAUUCCACCUCUGUUCAACAGUUCAUUUCUGAAUUUUAUCACGAACAGACGUAUUUGUGCAGCAAAAUUGACUCCGAAAAAUUAUUUUACAAUUUUUACAAUGGCAUCAAGCGAAGCAAGUGGUUCACACAGUGUCGAAGAAAUUCCUGAUAGCUCCUUACACAGUGAUUUUUCGAAGCAACGGCUAAAAGAUGGAGUAGUGUAUUAUGAAAACUUACUUCUCGAAAAUGAUUUAAUUAUGGAAAGUUCUUCUGAUACACUAUCUGAAGAUGCUAUGUUGAUAGGUAGAGAGUUAUACAAUAGUACAUUAGAUGUGUUGAGUGAAAAGAAGUUUAUAAGUGAUGAAGAAUUGAUUCAUGCUCAAGAAGAGUGCAUAGAAGGUAAUUUCGAAGCAAUUGCAGAUGACUCACAUGAUGACUAUGUCCCAGAUGAAAAAAAAUUUAAAAAGUCGGAUUUUAUUACCCUGGAAUAUAAAAUCAAAGUUUUAAAUGUAGCAAAAGCCCACCCUACAUGGAAACUAGACACAUUACAAAAACAUGGAUGUGGUCAUUUAAAAAGAAUGGAUCAUUUAAAAGUAUGGGAAAAAGACGUGGAACAGGGUGGAACAAAAUUUGAUAAAUUUCAUGUGAUCGAUUCUUGGACAUAUGACCGCUUUGUUGAGAUGAGAAGAAAUUAUAAACAAGUGACAACACGAAAUCUGCAGCAAUGGGCCUUAGCUGCCGCUAGUCAGUUUCCUGAUCUUCAAUUUAAAGCAUCGAACCGGUGGGUAGCGAAAUUCAAACAAAGACACAAUAUUUGUCAACGGAAAAUUACUAGAUUUGUGUCAGAGAAAGAAACAUAUAGCAUUGAAACAAUUUUGGCCUCUGCAGAAACCUUUCGUCUUCAAACAAAACAAUUAAUAUCCAACUUUAAUAGUGACUUCAUUAUCAAUACGGAUCAAACAGGAUGUCAAUAUCAAUCACAUUUCAAUAGAACACUGACAGAUAAAGGAAGUAAGACAGUUUUUGCUAAUGUACAGGAUAUGAAUAAGUUGUCACACACAUAUACUGCACAAUAUAGCAUCACAUUGUCUGGAAAAUUACUACCACAAGUUUUCAUUUGUUUGCAAGAACCUACAGGUGAUUUCGGGCCAAGAAUUAAGCAACAUGUGGAGGAAUAUGUAAAAAAAUAUAGGAAUGUUGUUGUCACAUCAUCGAAAUCAGGAAAACUGACCACUAUCCUCUAUAAAAAAUUUCUGGUGAAAUCUUUGAUGCCAUAUGUUCAGAAGAAUAAGUUUCUUUUAUUAGUCGAUUCAUGGACAGGACAAACAAGAGCAGAAUUAUACGAUGAAAUAUUCCAAGAUGAAGAGAAAAUGCCUACAUGUACAACUAAAAUUAUACCUCCAAAAUGUACUCCCUUAGUUCAACCAUGCGAUGUUUAUUUCUAUAGACAAGUCAAAAAUUUUAUCAAAAGAUUACAGAGCACAGCUGAUCUGCUAGACAAAAAUUAUGAAAUUCAUUCUCGAGAAGAUUGCUUAAAAAUCCAUUCAAUUGUUCAUCACCAAUUAUCAGCGCCAAUAUUUCAUCAAAUGAUACAAUAUGCCUGGUUUGCUAGUGGACUUUGUGAUACAAAAAAAUUUUUUACAAAUGUAAACCAAGCGUGUUUUUCAUUGGACCUUUUGAAAACUCAUUGUAAUUGUAACAAAACAGCAUUUAUUUGUCGUUCUUGGUGCAGAAAGAAUGUUUGUUUCGAAUGUUUUUAUCAUAAUUAUCAUUCAGGAUCAUGUACACCUGAUUGUUAACAUGCUUUUCAAUUAUAAAGUAAUGUAUUAAUAAUUGUAUUAAUAAAUUUGAAAUAUUCAUGAGAA
Molecule: messenger RNA, 2437 nt
Organism: Agrilus planipennis (emerald ash borer)
Lineage: Eukaryota; Metazoa; Arthropoda; Insecta; Coleoptera; Buprestidae
Exons: 2
Coding region: 692-2371 (559 amino acids)
Molecular function (GO): nucleic acid binding
Source: RefSeq, a predicted model, not a curated record